Molecule: messenger RNA, 453 nt
Organism: Dermacentor silvarum
Lineage: Eukaryota; Metazoa; Arthropoda; Arachnida; Ixodida; Ixodidae
Product: lysine-specific histone demethylase 1B-like
Exons: 4
Coding region: 1-453 (150 amino acids)
Molecular function (GO): zinc ion binding
Source: RefSeq, a predicted model, not a curated record
AUGGUGUCCUUAAAUUUAUGCACGGCAAGGUGCUGUGGUGACGGCUACACUUCCCGAUGGUACCAUCUCUCAUCGGGUGAACAUUUCUGCAACGAGUGCUUCGACUACUAUUAUCGCAGCACCAAGCCUGGUUACGUGGAGUACUCGGGUUGGCGGGAGCACUGGUCACGCAAUGCCCGCUUGAAGGCCUCGCUUCGCCUCUUCAUGGCCGACCAGGUCCUGCCGUUCUGGGCGCAGUGCGUGCGCUGUCGCAAGUGGCGCUGCCUACCCAAGAGGGACGACCUCACACCGGAGUUUGUCGACACAUUCACGUGCAGUUAUAUCCCAUCGUACGACAACACCUCGGCAGAGCAGUUUGCCCUGCUGAUUAACAAUGUGGACUUCCAGCCAGGUGGCGGCUGGAUACAGCGCUUCAGAGAGGCACAGCGUUGUCUACAAAGCCGUCACCGGUGA